CAAUGCAUCCAGCAAAUUUUGCGCCACCGAGAUGCUCAGCAGCAUCGAGACCCUUACAGGAAAACUGUCAGCCAGUAGCCUCAAUCUCCAGACUAUCUUGUCCGACUUCCAGAAUCUUGUCGCCAGCGCGGCCAAUUUGGCCUGCACCAACUGCACCAAGGCUGCAUUCAGCCUCGCAGCUCCACUGACGGCACAGUUCCCCCAGGCCUCCUCCGCCAUCGACACGUUGUGCGGCGCAGGUUUUGCUGAGUCGGCUUCUUCUCUCGCUGAUGACGGGGUCAGUCAAACUGCCGUGAACGAGCAAUUCGCUCUGGCGCCGAUCAAAUCUAGCGGUGCUUCGUCUCUCCAGCCCGUGGCGACCAUCGUCCUUGCCCUGCUCUCCAUGUGGGCUCUGUUGUAACGGAUAUCGCAUUGUAUCGAAAGACAUUGUGCUUGGUGACCUGGUCUUCCCGCCGUUCUCAGCGAAGCGGUAGCUAGAAAACUUACAGGAUACGUUGUACAAUAGUGACACUGGGUAAACGACAGGUCGAGUGUAGAUGCUAUGUUGAUGGUAUGUAGAUGCUUGUAUGACGAAAACUGACUAGAAAGCGACUGCGUUCCGAGCGCGAAAGCGAGCUUUGCGAUGAGUCGUGACGGUCAUGAGGUUCGUUAAUGCCCGCAGAGGCCUAGUCGAGCUGUUUCUCGGUUGAAUGCUGAGACGCUCGAGGCGUUUGUGGGACGUCCAAAAAGGGAGGAAACCGCCAUCCUGACUCGGCGACAACUGGGGUAGCCAGUCCAUCUUCUUCGUCCCAAUCUCCCUCUUCGCAGUCAACCGACCUGUCCGAACCCGGAUAGAUGAACGUCUCAUCGUCAUCGUCACCAUCCUCCUCAUCUUCUUCGUCUUCGUCAACCCAGGCGUCAUCGUCCCCGUCCAACUCGUCGUCAUGCAGAGAGAUAGCGAUCUCUGCGUCCGAUUUGGAGACGGAGGCAAGGCCGUGUGGCGGGAACAAUCCCUUGACAGGAGAUCGCCGCUUGGCUGCUUUGCUGGUCCCGGAUGGUGGCUUGUGCACAGAAACUUUCUGGCCCGCGGAUUUUACACCGGGAUAAGCCGGUGGAUGCCGCUUCGCAACUGGCUCGGACGGAGCAUAAUGCUGCGAGGGCGACGGCGACUCCACGGAACGUGUGACUUGCGCCAUACUAGCACAAGGCACCGUAGAUUGGGGGAAAGGCACGCCGCCACGGAUAGUUUCGUCCUUGCCAAACGAGGCAAGCCGAGAUGGGCUCAGUACCACAACCUUCGCUGGGUGCGGGGCACCCGGAUACGCAUCAUACGGCAGUUGGACGUCUAGUGCAGGAGGGCGAGCUGGCGAUUGGGUUCGCGGGGAGGCAGGUCGGCCACGCGAUUGCCCCGGUGACUGGACGAGAGACUAACCAAUCAUAUCAAUACCGUAUUUCGGGGGAAGAGCGAUGGAACAAAUGAAACAGGGGAUAUGAGCGGAUGCAAGAUCGGAAUUGCAAGACAGCCAAAAUCUUCGAUCGGGGGAAAGAUGGGUGGGAAUGACGUUGUGCUCACCGUGACUCGUCGGCGCUGAGGGA
This is a messenger RNA of Mycena citricolor, 1575 nucleotides long. Lineage: Eukaryota; Fungi; Basidiomycota; Agaricomycetes; Agaricales; Mycenaceae. The record is from the annotation of a GenBank genome assembly.